UUUCGAGAUAAAACUCACUAUUUAACGAAUGAGACUUAUGUAAAUCACAACAUCAUCAGCAUCACACAACAUUGCGUCGUUCUUUCGCAUCAUUUUCAUACUUGGAGGAAGAAUGAGCGAGCGCCAGCGAAGAAAAAACUUUUCGUAGACUCGAGUGAACUAUAUAGUUUAUUUACCUACUUACUUAUACUUACUUCGUUCAUUCGGUCGGAAAAUAUAAUAAGUACGAGUUAUCAACGUUUUUUUUUUUGCUAUUUGAUUUAUUCGUCUGGUUUUUAUAAAAAUCUAUUUAAUUAUUAUUUUUUGUAGUUUUUUUAUGUGCAUUGGAUAGUGUUUAAAGUACUCGUUCGUACGGAGUUGGUUAAUUUUAUGUAAAGUUGAACCGUUAUUUUCUGGUGGCUUAUGUGUGAUAGUUCGCGGUUGAUCGAGAAAAUUUGAGCGUUCAUCAGCUUCCAUCGUAGAAGCAAACAGAACGGUAAGAUGAGCGUUUCAUGCGAUCGAGAAGUUCCUUAUUCGACCGAAUCGAAAGACGCUGAAGCUGCUGUCAUGUUGACGAACGAUUCGUUGGGCAAAUCAUCAAAACAAGAAUCAGGAACCCAAUCACGAUCGAAGAAGAAUGCAGAUCACGUGCUAAGUCUAAAACCCACAAGUUAUUGGGAAACAUUAACUCACAUGUUGAAAGGUAACAUCGGCUGCGGUAUGCUGGCGAUGGGAUCGGCAUUCAAACACGGAGGUUUGGUGUUUUCGAGCUUUUUAGUCGUGAUACUCGGAAUCAUCGCGUGCUACAAUCAAUAUAUAUUGGUGACGAUGGCCAAUAAGUUUAAACAACAGUACAAUCUAUCAUCGAUAAAUUUUCCCGACACGAUCGGUAUUGCAUUCGAGACCGGACCAAGUAUAUUCAAAAGAAUGUCGAAAUGGAUUAGAUGGUCGAUUGAAUUGUUCAUCAUAUUAACGCAAUUAGGAUUCUGCUGCGUGUAUUUUUUAUUUUUAUCGCAAUCGUUGAAUCAGAUAUGCUCCUGUUACAAUAUUCACAUAGAUAUCCAUCUGCUCAUGAUGAUGAUAUUCCCGAUUGUUUGGGGUACAGCGUUGAUCAGGGAGCUGAAAUACAUCGCUCCCUUAUCCACUCUGGCCAAUAUGUCCAUUUUCAUGGCGCUCGCUCUCAUCUUAUAUAACAGCAUAUUUGGCUUGAACGUUGCCGUUUCGGAGCGUCGUUUGAUGGGCAACUGGGCUGAUUUGCCUCUUUGUUUUGGAGUUGUCGUCUAUUCAUUGGAAGGAAUAAGCUUGGUUCUACCACUGCAACAGAACAUGAAACGUAAAGAAAAGUUUCUGGGAAGUUUCGGUGUUCUAAAUCUAUCGUUGACGAUCGUCGUACUCUUGAUAAUAGUGGUCGGAUUUUUCGGCUACUUCAGAUACGGAGAUGCCGUCAGAGAGAGUUUAACACUGAACUUGGAAGCGAAAGAUAAUCUGUUGACGCAAGCGGUAAUCGUUUGCAUGACGAUUGGAAUUUUGUGCACGUAUUCGCUGCAGUUCUUCAUUCCAAUUUUAUUAAUAUUACCUUAUUUCAACAAAUGGAUGAACGCCAGAUUCAAUUGCGGAAAUCACAUCAACGAAUAUUUGUUGAGAACUGUUUUAGUAUUCGUCACAUUCCUCACAGCGGAGAUAAUUCCACAUCUGGACUUAUUUGUUUCAUUGGUGGGUGCGAUCGGUGGCACGUUUUUGGCAUUGAUAUUCACGCCGUUGGCGGACAUCUCGAAGAGACAUAAUCAGCACAAAGGCAUAUUCAAAUGGCGAACGAUAAUGGCGGUCAUUUCGUUGAUCAUAGGAGCGUUUGGAUUCGCCAUCGGCACUGUGAUGAGCUUCAAAGAAAUCUUCGUAGCGCUUAUGCACGAUUUUGAGAAGUCGCGAGGCCCGAAAAUCUAAUGCUCAAGCGCCUUUGUUGCUUUGCUACUCGCGUCCGAACAGAGUACGAGUAGGUAGGCUGUACAAUACAAGUACUCGUCCAACUUGAGUCGAAGUACACUACCUCAAUCCACAACUUCACUGCCUACCAUAUUUACUCGUACAGUAAUUUAAGAACAUUUUUAUCGCAGGCAUCAUAACACUGAUCACUAUUUUCAAUUUUUGGUCCUUGAAAGUUUGUAUUUUUUUUUCAGAAAAUCUUUUUCCAGUCCUUAUUUAUAAUGUGAUUUCUCUGAAAAAAAAAUAAUAAAAAAAAAUGUCUAUGUGUAAGAAAAUGAAGAGAAUUGUGAGAAAGUUGCAAAAUUCUGGCGAUGUUUUUCGUUUUUGAUGGGGCUACCCUGAGGUGGUUGCCCUGAUCUGUCGAUGUUCAUAAUUAUUAGAAAUUGGUAACUUUGAGGUCCUUUUUUUCUUAAGAAUACUGGUCCUUGAAAGUGACAUUUUUUUUCUCCAAAAUGCAAUUAUGAUGCCUGCUUUUAAUCAGAAUAUCAGCUUUCUGUAAAUUUGAUCUUACAUGUUGUAAUGUAAUAAAACCAUUCUUACAAUAA
This is a messenger RNA of Planococcus citri (citrus mealybug), 2504 nucleotides long. RefSeq names its product neutral amino acid uniporter 4-like. The transcript is spliced from 9 exons. The record is from RefSeq and is a predicted model, not a curated record. Gene Ontology annotation, biological process: amino acid transmembrane transport. Bases 481 to 1920 code for a protein of 479 amino acids. Gene Ontology annotation, molecular function: L-amino acid transmembrane transporter activity. NCBI's taxonomy places the organism in Eukaryota, Metazoa, Arthropoda, Insecta, Hemiptera, Pseudococcidae.